CGAGUGUGAGCUAGCUGCCUGUUUCCAUAGAGACAGUGGUCGAGCCAAGCUGCAGCAGAGGUUCGAAAUGUUUACAAACUAUUCAACUAGCUAACUUUAGCUAGCUAUAAUGACUAAAUACGCUGUACCAUAUGUAGCUAAUAAGUCUUACACCGUUUAUUACAAUGUGAUACAUUUGCAAUGGUUUGGGGAAAUGUUGAACGAAGUUAGGUCAUGCAAAGGACUUUAUCUCAUUUCCUUCGUAGCUAGCAAGCUAACGUUAGCUACCGUCGUUAGCAAACUAUGUUAGCGCCCUAAUUGCAGAAAUGUCAACAAACACCAUCAACUAGCUACAUAGCAAUACAAUGCGUGUACGGGUUUUUAAUACAAUUACAUCGCUUGUCUAAAUAGCUAGUUAUCGCAUUGAAGAAGCGCGGUAGUAGCUAGCUAGAUAACACAGUUGGCAAAUCUGAAUUCUGCAGAUAACGUUACAGUAUUUCUGCAGAGACGAGUGAAUCCACAUCAAGACCAUGUCUCAGUUCUCAGCUGAGGCUGAGGCGGAACUUCAGUCUCUGUUGAGGCAACUUCUAAAAAGCAUCAAAGACAGAAUCUCUGGUGCACCAUCCAUUGAAUGUGCAGAGGAAAUCUUGCUUCAUCUGGAGGAGACAGACAAGAACUUCCAUAAUUAUGAAUUUGUUAAGUACCUGCGGCAGUAUGUGGAAAGCUCUCUGGGAGCAGUCAUCGAGGAGGAGACAGAGAGCUGUGCCCGAGGAGAGGGAUAUGCUGUUGGGUCUGUUCAGGACACCUUGGUCCAUGCUGUUACAAGGAAGACUAGAGAAUCUGGAGAAUACAAGCAAAUGAUGCAGACAUUGAAGAACACGAUGAUGGUAGUCGUUGAAUCCUUGAUUAAUAAAUUUGAAGAGGACCAACUGAGAAAGGAAGAGAUGCACAGGGAGAGCCAACAUCAGCAGUCAAACAGCCAUUACACAGACAACUGCUCUGACAGUGAUUCAUCCUUCAAUCAGAGUUAUGCAUUUAUCAAACAAGAACAGCUGCAAGUUCUAGCUGAAAAGCUUGACCCUAGUAGGCCUAAAGAGGUGCGCUGGGAGGCCCUGCAGGCUCUGUGCUGUGCCCCGCCCUCGGAUGUGCUAAGCUGUGAGAGUUGGAGUGGCCUGCGCAGGAACCUCUCUGCUGCCUUGGCUGACCCAGACCCUGACCUCAGUGAUAAGGUCCUGCGCUUUUUUGCAAAAACAUUCUCCUGUUCGCCACUGAAUGUAACAAGGGAGAUCUACACCAGUUUAGCCAAAAGUUUGGAGUCUGACUUCCUGUACCAUAAAUUCAGCCUCCCUACUGGAUCAGCGGGGAUUGAUGUAAACAGACAGGACAUUACCCGUCUCCUAAAACAAAUGCGAUUAAUGAAUGAUUUUCAGAAGGAAGUAACAACCUUUUGGAUUCGGCACCCAGAGAAGUACAUGGAGGAGAUAAUAGAGAGUACUUUCUCCCUCCUGUCCAUAAACCCUGAACACGGGUUAGAGACACAAGGGUCAGAGAAAGCCUUGAAGCCCAUGCACCUCAUUGCCUUACUGGAUAUCAAAGCCACCUGGUUUAAGAAGUGGAUGCAUGGUUACUACAGCAGGACCGUGGUCUUUAGGCUCCUGGAGAGGAAGUACAAGUCUCUGAUUGUGGCAGCUCUUCAGCAGUGCAUUCAUUAUUAUGACUCCUGUGACCCAGUCAGAGAUGAGACGGCUGAGGUCAUCCACUCUAUGGAGCACCAGCACAUCGGCACUGCUCAAAGGACUCUCUACACUACCAGGGAGCUGGAAUAUAUGUAUUUCGUUCACUCAUUAUGUGUGCUUGGAAGGCUUCUCAUGUACACUAAUGGGAGAAAGCUCUUUCCCGUCACAGUGUGGAAACGCAAAGAUCCAGUCAGUCUGACAGACUUGGUUGUCAUUCUGAUUAGCAUCAUGUACCAACACCCCAAGCCUCCUCACAGUGACUCAUCACAUGCAGACACUCUCUCUCCCACCACUCUUGUAAUGGAGUUGCUGAGGACCCUGGGUGACCGCACAGAGUGUGCAGUAGAGUGCCUUUACCAAACCCCUGUCAUAGAGACACUGCUAGCACCCAUCAUCACCCUGCUCAAAGGAAAACAGGCUAAAUUAAACUCCCCAGAAACUACAUUGAUUCAUAUAGCAGACACUCUCGCAAGAAUUGCCACCACUGAGCGAGGAUUAUCACUUUUCUUAUAUGAAAGAAAUCUAGUUUCUGGUGAGGGGGAAGGUAUUUCAGCUGCCCAUGUAAUCGUUCAGUUCACCCAGAGGCUCCUGGCUAAAGAGCUGCCAUUGUUACGGAAUGCAGAGACAUCCUAUGGCGUGAGCGGGGCCUUCAUCUUUGUGUGUCGGCAGAUGUACAACACAUGUGAAGGACUGCAGGUGCUCAGGCCCUAUGGCCUGCAUGAGUGCAUCGCUGCAGCUUGGAAAAAGACAAGCUCCCUGUCAGAAAGAGUUCCCACCCCGGUUCCCGGAGCCAUCCCCGGCACAUCCUCUCAGGAGCUGCAGAAUGUAGUGGUUUGGGAGGAGACUUUGCUGGACAACCUGUUGAACUUCGCUGCCACACCGAAAGGCCUGCUGCUCCUCCAGCAGACUGGAGCCAUCAAUGAGUGUGUCACCUACAUGUUCUCCAGGUUUACCAAGAAACUACAGGUCAGCCGAUGUGAGAAGUUUGGCUACGGUGUGAUGGUAACACAGGUAGCAGCAACAGCCCCCGGUGUGGUGGCUUUACACAGUUCUGGUUUUGUGCAGGCCUUAGUGGUGGAGAUAUGGUCGGUCCUGGAGUGUGGGAGAGAGGAUGUGAGGGUCGUUCACCCCAAGUCCACCCCCAUGGACCCCAUUGACAGGAGCUGUCUGAAGUCGUUCCUGUCCUUGGUCAACCUGUUGUCCUCCCCCCAUGCUGUGUGGGAGCUCCUGGGACAGCAGCCUCUGCCCAACAAGGCUGAGUACAACCUAAGGGAGAUGCCCACAUCCAUUACAGAUUUGAUUGAUAGGCUGAUUGCUGUGAACUCAGAUGUGAAAAUUCAUUCACUGUUCAACUACGAGCAAUCUCACACGUUUGGCCUGAGAUUACUUAGUGUGAUGUGCUGCAACCUAGACUCCCUCCUUAUUCUGGAGUCACAGUACAACAUUUCCGACAUGUUGCUGCAAUGUCAGAAGGACAACAUCACCGAUCCAUCGUCCGGUGAAGGAGAUUUCAUCAUUGAUGGUCUAUCUGUGGAGAGGAACCACAUCCUGGUGCGUAUGAGUGUGAUUGGAGGACCAUCGGAGAGGAGACUUCCCCUUAGGGUCCUCCAGAAGGGCACUGACCCUUAUCCAUGGCCGAUGUUUUCAUCAUACCCUCUGCCCAAGUAUUACAUACUGAAUCUUCCAAAGACAACCCGGUGUAAACAGGACUGUGAGAUAAGUGCCUUCCUGUCCUCCACCAAGAACACGGAGAGGGAUGGGAGCUGGAUGGAUACCUGUAGGAGACAGUACUGCAAAGUCAUGACCACCAAGUCCAACAUUGUCUCAGGGAACGUCCUGGCUGAUCUACUGGAGAAGGCUGUGUCGUACCUUUCUGCUUUGCCAUCAGAACGUUUCUUCCCACCUGCGGACUACAUAGCGUCAGGGAGCGGCAUAAAGACUGGCAGCCUGUCGUCUGUGGACCAGCUGGGGAUUCGGGCCUCUCUCAGGUAUGGGAGACAUCUGAACUUACUGAGGGAUAACUCUGAGCAGGACCUCUGUCUUUUGAUGAAGCAUUGCCAAGAGCUCCUAUCUCAACAGAGAGCCAAACUCACGUCGGAGCUUUACACUCUGCAGGGAGCCUACCCCGGUCAUGACUGGUUCGCCUCCACCGUGUUCCUCAUCAUGGCUGGAGACAUGGAGAGAGCACUCCGCCUCCUCCUCCACCUCUCCACCCUGCUCACAUCAGCCUUCCUCUGGCCCGCCAGGCUCCAUGGAUCGGUUCACCUGCCCAUGGAGAUUGCUCAGUCUAGCAUCCAUCCGGUCUACUCAUGCACAGCACACUAUGUCGAGAUGCUGCUGAAGACUGAAGUGCCUCUAGUUUUCUCUGCCUUCAGGAUGUCCGGUUUUACCCCCUCCCAGGAAAUCCCGCACAGAACGAGCAGUAUGGCUGGUGGCAUUGUCAUGCUGGAGGGUCAUGUCAGGAUGAGCCUGCAGGAAGAGUACCACAUGAUGGAGGAGGAUGUCUUCCCUGUAACCCACAGUGUUGAGAUUGCCUGCAAUGACAACAAGCUCAGUCCGAUGAUGCUGUGACACACCGCCCCAGACCAUGACGGACCCUCCAGCGCUGUCUUAGGCGUCUCCCAGUACGGACAUCUGCACUCCUCAUGCCUCCUUGCAGCAUGCCUAAGGCACGUUCACACAGAUGAGCAGGGACCCUGGGCAUCUUUCUUUUGGUGUUUUUCAGAGUCAGUAGAAAGGCCUCUUUAGUGUCCCAAGUUUCCAUAACUGUGACCUUAAUUGCCUACCGUCUGUAAACUGUUAGUGUCUUAAAGACAGUUUCACAGGUACAUGUUCAUUAAUGGUUUAUGGUUCAUUGAACAAGCAUGGGAAACAGUGUUUAAACCCUUUACAAUGAAGACCUGUGAAGUUAUUUGAAUUUUUAGAAAUUAUCUUUGAAAGACAGGGUCCUGAAAAAGGGAGGUUUCUUUUUUAAAACUUUUUUUUACCUCUUGUCCUCUGUGUGCUUCAGUAUCCUAGGUAGAGUGUUAAGUCAGUUUAUUAUGGUCAGUCAGACUGUCCAGUUAUUUUUCAUGUAAACCCAGUUAUUAAAGCACAUGGUAGACUUACAACCACUCUGCAUGCUCCACAAAGCUAUUGCCUCAAAGCCUUAAUACUCUUUUCAUUAGAUUUUUAAAAAAGCACAACCCUUUAUUUUCAUCACUUCAAC
This is a messenger RNA of Oncorhynchus keta (chum salmon), 4923 nucleotides long. It is a transcript of the gene tbc1d32, whose product is annotated as TBC1 domain family, member 32. The coding region runs from base 510 to 4286 and encodes 1258 amino acids. The transcript is spliced from 32 exons. Lineage: Eukaryota; Metazoa; Chordata; Actinopteri; Salmoniformes; Salmonidae. Gene Ontology annotation, biological process: non-motile cilium assembly. The record is from RefSeq and is a predicted model, not a curated record.